This is a messenger RNA of Babjeviella inositovora NRRL Y-12698, 932 nucleotides long. RefSeq names its product signal recognition particle subunit. The annotation marks the transcript as partial. The transcript has a single exon. Lineage: Eukaryota; Fungi; Ascomycota; Pichiomycetes; Serinales. The record is from RefSeq and is a predicted model, not a curated record.
UUUAGCCGUUGGUGGAUGAUUUUCCUGGUUGGUUCUGGAGAAUACACCAAGUCUCCCUGUGCGUUUCGGUCGUGCCUUGCACACCGCCCAGAUCGACUAUCACGGUGCUGAAAAUCAGAGGUUCAAAGCCACAAUGCCUCAGUGGGCAAAAGGGAAUUUACUCUCCAUCUUAAUACAUCAUGCCGAACGUCACCUCCCUCGACAUCUUUAUUGAAAGAUCGUGCAGACUUAUGGACGCGCGCCCCGCUUCCACCGUGUCCAUCACCUAUGGCUCCCAGGCUAAGAAGGCCAAGACGGCCCCAGCGCCCACAGACAAGGUCUCUAAGAAAGCCACCUCUUUUGUCGCGGUAAAAACCUACGACCCAACUAGCGGUGUCUGCUACCGCAUCAAAUUGUCCAAGGCGAAGGAGUUGUCGCGUGUCUUGACCUUGCUCGGCCCACGAGGCGUGCAGUUGACGAAGAACCACAAGAGCGCCAGUUUGGGCGGUGCGGACGAGGAAAUGCUCUCCAAGAAGGAAAAAAAGGCUAAGAUCAAUACUUAUAUUGUGCAGGAAAGAGGGAUCGCCAGCAUUAUGACCAAUGUCGUGUUUAAGGAGGAGGUGCCGGACGUGGUAAUGGCUGAGCCGAAGGAAACCACCCCAGUCGUAGAGGCAACGGCGCCAAAGACCAAGAAGAAGAAGAAUAAGAAGCGUUAGGGUUGUUUAAGUGUAUAUUACCGGUGGGCGAGCAUUAAAAUGGAUUAAAUUUGUCAUUACUUGAGAAAACACGAGGCGGAACAGGAGCCUGUUUGGAUGUUAACAUAAAUAUUAAACCAGUUGCUUGAGAUUUAACUUGCUGGUAAGUAGGGUAGGUCCAAUCUAGAAGGUUGUUCAUUAGACAUGCCUCUUUUUAUUUGAGCCUAAACAGUAUAUACUAUCUCUGUAAUAACUGAC